CAGCAUGUGGAGUCCAAACGAAAGGAAAGUUCCGCGGCCGCGAAGAGAGUUCAGAUCGCCCGCGCACGGGGAGGGCGCCUAAAAUUCAAUUCGGGCGCUCCAAACGGCGAGCGGGCGGUGCCGGUCCACGUGCACAGCCCGCCGGUUCUCCACCUCAUCGCCCCGCCGAACCGAACUGAACUGAACUGGUCCAUUCUCAUAAUAUCCCAAGCGCUGCUCCUCUCUCGAAUGGCAGUGCGGCACCGCGUUGCUACGUGACGCCACUCUCCUCCUCCUCCUCCUCCUCCUCCUCCUCCCUGCUCUUCCCGCCGCUUCGCUAUGUCCCUCCUCGCGCUAAGCCGAGCUUGGACUUCGCUUCGGCCCGCAUUACCUGGAUUUUAGAAGGAUCGCGCUCUGAAUUGAACUCUCGGAAAAACCCAAUCCGGCGCGCGAUAGGUUUUGGCAGGUUGUUGGGGGCCUGGCUCGUGGAAGAUUUCGUCGCGACGCUCGGAGAAAUCGAAAGGUGCUCGCCGUGGGUGGUGAGAACUGAGGUUCGAGCGUUGAAUUGAGGAAUCACCCCGGCUUUGCGGGUUUUUCUGGGCGAGCGAAGCCAAGGCAGCAUGCUGGGUGAGGAUCUUUGGACCGACGGACUCAUUUGUGCUUUCGAGUUCAUACGGGGCAGAAGGAGAACGAGCCAUUCCCAGCCUGGUUUCAAGUUGCAGACUGCAUCGCAAGCCGGGAGGCAGGUGACAAAGAAUCGCGGGUCUGGACGUCCGCCCAGUGUUGCAUUCCACGGCCAGGACGGCGGCCUUAGUGACAGGUCCUUUCCGGUGAACAGAAACGACACGUCAGGCGACCUUGAUUCUGGCCGUUGCCAUGCUCUGGAGGAAUUUCAAGGGGGUCAUUGGGUGCCAAUUGGCUGGGUUAGAAUACAUGAACUCGUCCAGACCGUGAAAGCUGAUUCUGGCUGGGCUUCGGUGCCCAUGGACUUUGGGGAUAGCGAAGAUGAUGUCACGGUUGCGGACUUAGCAACUCCAUACUGGGAGAGGCCAGUGGGCCCCACUUGGUGGUGCCAUGUAGCCGCAGAUCACCCAUUUGUCAAAUCAUGGUUGACCAAUGCACUGUGGCUACAUCCUGCCAUAAGUAUUGCCCUGCGCGAUGAAAGUAGGCUGAUAAGUGAACGAAUGAAGCACCUUCUCUAUGAGGUUCCGGUUAGAGUUGCUGGUGGCCUUCUAUUUGAGCUGUUGGGGCAGUCGGCUGGUGAUCCAUCAUGCGAUGAAGAUGACAUCCCAAUUGUUUUACGGUCAUGGCAGGCUCAAAAUUUUUUAAUUACAUCACUGCACAUCAAAGGGUCUGCUGCCGUUAUUAACAUAUUGGGUAUUUCAGAAGUUCAGGAACUGCUUGCUGCUGGAGGUUCUAACAUCCCACAAAGCAUUCAUGAGGUUGUGGCACAUCUUUUCUGUCGCCUAGCACGAUGGGAUGACAGAUUAUUCCGCAAAAACAUCUUCGGUGCAGCUGAUGAAAUCGAAUUGAUGUUUAUGAACAGGAGAACCCUUGAAGACAUGCAUUUAUUUACGAUAAUUUUAAAUCAAGAGAUCCGAAGGUUAUCAACCCAGGUCAUUAGAGUCAAAUGGUCACUUCAUGCAAGAGAGGAAAUAGUAUUUGAGCUUCUUCAACACUUGAGAGGGAAUGCUGCACGGAACUUGCUAGAAAGCAUACAAAAGAGCACGAGGGAAAUGAUUGAGGAACAAGAAGCAGUCCGUGGCCGGCUAUUUACGAUUCAAGAUGUCAUGCAGAGUACAGUUCGUGCAUGGUUACAGGAUAAGAGCCUCACUGUUACACACAAUCUAGGAGUUUUUGGAGGUUGUGGUCUUGUCCUAUCUAUCAUCACUGGACUUUUUGGAAUCAAUGUAGAUGGGAUGCCAGGAUCAGAUAAGUCGCCUUAUGCAUUUGCUCUAUUUUCUUGCUUCCUGCUCUUUCUGGGAGCUGCAUUGAUCGCCAUUGGUCUCCUAUACCUUGGCUUAAAGAAUCCCAUUGUUGAGGAGGAUGUUGAGGUUAGAAAGUUGGAGCUUCAGGAGCUGGUCCAAAUGUUUCAGCAUGAAGCAGAAUCUCACGCCCAAGUUCGCACCAAAAAGAAUGUACCUCCUACUGCUGCAGAUCUACUCCCAAAUGGUGCAGGUUAUAUUCUCCUCAGCUGAAAACAUAACAUCAAGGUGUCGUGAUCAGAGACAACUAACAAAUGGACAAAUAUGCCAUAGAUAUUUCUUAGAUUCAUGAGCUACUACUAGUGACUCUUCGCUAUCUGAAGCUUUUAGCCUAAACCCCAGAUGCAUCUCCUCGAGAAGGAUUAAGGCGUUCUAUUUUAUCUGGCCUGCGUUGGCAUACAGGCAGUGAAUUGCCUAUGCGUAAUUUGUUUCCUUUUCAACCUUCUUAGUGCAGUUACCCCAAUGCGAUUCCAUGAAAAAGUGCAGUUCUCGACCCUCCAUUCAGAGUAGCUUUUCCACUUUGAGUUUCAAGAGGAGUAGACACGAGAGAGCGGUGGCAAGUCAUAACCAAAUUAUGUACGAGACUGUUUUGAUGGUCCGAGAUUAUGCUGAUUAUGAACAAGUCUGGAAAUUUAUCCGGCUUUUCUUUCUCUGA
Messenger RNA from Eucalyptus grandis, 2619 nucleotides. RefSeq lists its product as uncharacterized. Gene Ontology annotation, molecular function: metal ion transmembrane transporter activity. The coding region runs from base 600 to 2177 and encodes 525 amino acids. Gene Ontology annotation, cellular component: membrane. NCBI's taxonomy places the organism in Eukaryota, Viridiplantae, Streptophyta, Magnoliopsida, Myrtales, Myrtaceae. The record is from RefSeq and is a predicted model, not a curated record. The transcript has 10 exons. Gene Ontology annotation, biological process: transmembrane transport; metal ion transport.